Messenger RNA from Fonsecaea nubica, 1083 nucleotides. RefSeq lists its product as hypothetical. The transcript has a single exon. Gene Ontology annotation, molecular function: RNA binding. Lineage: Eukaryota; Fungi; Ascomycota; Eurotiomycetes; Chaetothyriales; Herpotrichiellaceae. Gene Ontology annotation, biological process: tRNA processing. Gene Ontology annotation, cellular component: nucleolar ribonuclease P complex. The record is from RefSeq and is a predicted model, not a curated record. The coding region runs from base 1 to 1083 and encodes 360 amino acids.
AUGCCUUUCCACGACCUUAACGUGGUGUACACUCCUAACCAUGUAGACCUCUCUCAUACCCUCGCGUUCCACGCUGAACUGGGUUAUUCAGUGGUUGCCAUUGCUCUCUCCGUCACAGGCAAACUUCCACCUACACCUCAGCCCAUCCCUCUAUCGUCCAUCACCAUCCCAGCAAGUGUCGGCACCGUCCUCACACGACUGACACUGACAAUCUCUGACGCCACGCAAAACCACCGCCUCGCUCAGUUCUCGCCGGCAUACUCCUUGCUAGCCCUGCGCCCGACAACAGAGAAGACGCUCCAACUCUGCUGUGCGUCCCUCGAUUGCGAUCUGAUCUCCCUCGACUUCUCUCAACGACUCACCUUCCCCCUCAAGUUCAAAACCGUCUCCGGAGCACUACAGCGAGGGAUCCGUUUUGAGAUAUGCUAUUCGCCUUCUAUUCAAUCGGCAGGCAAUAAUGAGGCGAGGAGAAACUUGAUCAGUGGCGCAACUGCGUUGAUUCGCGCAACGAGGGGCAAGGGGAUAAUCUUGAGCAGCGAAGCCAAAAAUGCCUUGGGAGUAAGGGGCCCUCACGAUGUGGUUAAUCUGGCAAUGAUUUGGGGGCUGGGACAAGAGAGGGGAAAAGAAGCAUUGUGCGAAGAAGCCGCGAAGAUCGUGAGGCUAGCGGGUAUCAAAAGAACAAGUUUUCGAGGUGUAAUCGAUUUCGUGGACGGAGGCGCAAGUUCUUCUCUUGCAGGCAAGACUGGAGUGGAAAGAAAGGAGCAUAGUACUCGACACGAAGCAAUCCAAAACCAAAUGGCCAAAGGAAAGAAAGAGGAAACGGUACCCAACGGAUUGAAACGCAAAGCUUCCGAAUCACUCCUACCGACUUCCGCGGACCAGGACACACAGCCUACAGCAGAGAAGCCACUUUCGAAGCGCGAGAUGAAGAGGAGAGCGAAAAAGACUCGAAUGGAAAGUGGUGAUGGUAGUAAAGCAGGGCCCGACGACGCAGAUAUGGUCUGCGCCCAGGAUACCACUGCGUCAAAUUUUCCUAUCAAACACGAGACACUUGCCGAUAAGAAAGUGCCUCUCAAAAGCUAG